Molecule: messenger RNA, 3146 nt
Organism: Cherax quadricarinatus
Lineage: Eukaryota; Metazoa; Arthropoda; Malacostraca; Decapoda; Parastacidae
Source: RefSeq, a predicted model, not a curated record
UAUAAAACAAUCCUAAUUUAUGUGGUACUUUUCAGACAUGCAGAGCGAAGGAACGUACCACUUGAAGAUAUUGGUGCCAAGUGUUGCAGCUGGUGCCAUUAUUGGUAAAGGUGGUGAAACCAUUGCUCAACUUCAGAAGGAUACCAGUGCACGAGUCAAGAUGUCCAAGGCCAAUGACUUUUAUCCAGGCACAACAGAACGUGUUUGUCUUAUAACGGGCAAUGUGGAUGCAAUAUGCACUGUGCUGUCAUUCAUUAUGGAGAAAAUCAAAGAGAAGCCUGACCCAAAUGCCAAGCCAGCAAUUGAUUUUGACAAUAAGAUGACUGCAGAAAGAGAGAAACAGAUUUCAAGAAGUGCUCGAUCCCCACAGGUGAAGAUUUUGGUCCCCAAUAGUACAGCGGGCAUGAUCAUUGGUAAGGGUGGCACUUACAUCAAGCAGAUCAAAGAAGAAAGUGGUGCUUAUGUUCAGAUCUCGCAAAAGGCAAAAGAUCAGUCUUUGGCUGAACGGUGUAUCACUGUCAUAUCCAAUGAUGUGGAAAACAGCAAGAAUGCAUGCUUGAUGAUCCUGGCAAAGAUUGUUGAGGAUCCCCAGAGUGGCACUUGUCUGAAUGUAAGCUAUGCUGACAUCACUGGCCCUGUUGCCAACCCCAAUCCUACAGGCUCACCUUUUGCCAAUUCCCCUGGAGGACAGAGUAUGCAGAAUGGGGGCUUGGGAGGCAUGAAUAAUCCACUGUCUGCUGUAAGUGGAUUAGGCAACCUUCUUGGAGGUGGCGUGAAUCUAACAUUGAAUUUGAGCUCUGCAUAUCCGAAUGGUGGUGCUGGAAAUCCUGUUGUUACUGCUCAGCUUCUGGAACAUGUGAGGUCCAUUCUCCGUUCAUCUGGUUUUGCUGAUCAGUCUAAUGCUGAGGUUUGCCAGGCCAUCAACACGUUAAUCAAUUAUGGUAUUAUUGGCUUAGGGCUGGGCUUGGGUAACCCCUCAGGUCAUCAGGGAGGUCACGGAGGCCAAGGUGGUCAAGGACAAGGCAAUAUGGGCGGUAAUCCCAUGUUAGGCAACAUGAAUAAUUCUAACAACCCUAAUGAAUCAUACCAUGGAUCAUCAAUGAGCAAUGGAAAUAAUGGCCCUUUUGGGCCCAUUGGCACUACAGUGGCAUCAGGUCUGAACUUAGGACAAGGCUUAGGUGGUCCAACUUCUCCUCAACGCCAAGUGGACCGUUUUAAUUCAGAACCGCCAUUUGAUCCAUUUCGUCGGCAGUCUUCAGAAAUGGGUGGAAGUUUACCCCUGAAUAGCAACUCAUUUGGGCUUGGGACUCCUUUAAGGAAGAGCCCAUCCCCUGGCGAACUUCCUCCAGGAGCUCCAGAUGGUAGCAAGAAGGUUGAGGUGGAAGUUGGUGAGCACAUUGUGGGCGCUAUCCUGGGUCCUGGGGGAAAGUCUUUGGUAGAGAUCCAGCAUAUCUCCGGCACCACAAUUCAGAUCUCCAAGAAGGGUAACUAUGCUCCUGGUACUCGUAACCGCAUUGUCACCAUCACAGGUCUACCUUCAGGCAUCUCAACAGCGCAAUUUCUCAUUGAACAGCGCAUUUCUGAGGAAGAGGGCAAGCGUGCUCGCCAUAAUGCCAUCAUGGGGGUCAUGCCUUAAAUCACCUGAGCUUCAUCUCCACCUCACCCAUAACCGAACAGACCCUUUUAGGGGCUUGAAAAAAAAAUCGCACACACCAUUGCCUCUUGCCUAAUUAGUUCAAUUUUAGUGAUUGUUAAUGUUUGGCGAGUCUUUUAUAUAAAUAUUUUCAUAAAUUUCAAGCUCCACCAUCUGUCAUCAAAUUCAGGUGCUUUUCAGUAAUCCAUGUAGGAUCUACAUACAGUACAUCCAUUAAAUUAUACUGUAUAACAUAAUUUGAAAAUUGUUUUUAACUGACAAGCACCUUGCACUUCCUGGUUAGGUCACAGCAAUUCACUGUUCUUUACUUUCUUCAAAACCUUGUGUGUUCAAAUGUCACCCCAUUCAUAAGGCAUAACCAUUACAGACUUCUCAUAAUUGGCCAUUUUAUUCUUUACAAUUUCCCCAGUCACCAACUACAGUUGUUUGUAAGCAUUUUGCACUUGUUUAGAAAACAACAACUGUAAGUAUAUGUUGUUCAUUGUUAAGAUAUUUAAUUUCUACAUAUUUGUUUGACGAGAAGUAGUCAACUUGAUUUUCUCCUUUUUUUUAUAGUUUUAAUUCAUUGUGCAAUUGUUUGUGCUGAGUUGAGCCCUCUUGUGGGUGUUGUCUGGGGCCAUAGCAUCCAUCACAGGUGGAGGAUAAGCUUGUCUGAAGCUGACCCUCAAUCCAAGUGUUAUUCGGCCAUGUUUUCAUUACCAGACCUGCUGAAGUGUGUGCUAAUAGUUUUUUAAUUUUAUUUAAAUUUAAUAUGCAGAUAUGUAACCUGUAUCUUUAAGAAUUAAUCUCAGUGAAAACUAUUUUCUACAAGAUAGUUUAAUAUUUUUUUUUUUUUUUUAUAAAUUUAGCUGUUAUUUAUUAAGCAGAUCUGGCUUUUGAAACCUUCAUAACCAUCUCUCUUCUGUCUUUGGUCAGAGAACAUGCUACAUGGCUAUUCAUAUCGAGAGGUAUGAACGUUGGCAUCUUGUAACUCAUGUUGAGUUUUAUAUGCUGCUACCAGGAUUUCUACUUGGACUAGCCUAUACUGGGGAGUUCAUGUGUUACUAUUCUCCACACACACAAAAAUAUUAAGUUUUAGUUAAUGAGAAAAGAAUAUUUCAGGUCCCUCUCAGUAAGAACAUUGUACCUGGGUGGGCAGUAGCUGGUGUUUGAAGCAAAGCUAAACAUAAGGGUGGGUAGGCAUUCCAGGCCAUAUGUCAGCCUACAUGUAAUAGUUGGAAUCACCCAAAUUAACUGGCUUAGUUUAAAAACUUUCAAUUUGAGUGUGUUGUGUGCAUGUAGGUUUUGUUUCCCUGGUAUAAAAUUUAACUUUUUUAUUUUAAAAUGGCAGUCAUAGUUCCCCUAUUGUUAAGUUUAGAAUUAUAAAUUAGAUUAUUACAGACGUUUCUCUGAACCAGGGGAUAGGCAGAAACAUUUAAUCAUGCAUCUUUCUUCAUUAAUAUCAUUGCUCUACAAACCAUGUAAAAAAUUGGCAAUAAAUGUGUAUCCAUGA